UCGAGUGAAAGCAGUUCUAUUACGGGGUCUGAUUAUUCGGAUUUUGAGGCUUCGAUGGAAGGCGAAAAUAAUGGAAGAGUUUAUAAAUCUGUUGGUAAAAUCAGGCCCUGGCAAUUUGAACCGCCAGGACGAACGUAACCUGAAAUAGAGCGCGAGAGUCAGAGGAGGAUCCAUAGCCCGUGCGCCGCGGCCGCCUCAAUCAAGAAAGCGAGAAUGGCUUUUGACAGUCAAGAGAGAUAACUGCAGAUAUGUCAGACGUCAAUGAUGAGCACAAUAUGAGGAAGUUCUACGAUGAAGUGAAAACCGAGCUGAGAAAGACAACUGUUACUCUACGGAUAGCAACACUUUUUAAAAAAAUCAUAGGAAACUGCUGGAUAGGCGUUGGAGCAUUUCUUGAGGUUCCUGAGGACGAACUUGAUAGUAUAGACAAGAGUAACAAAGACGUUCAAGAAAAGGCAGGUGCUAUGCUCAAAUUAUGGAGGGAUAGGGAAGGACACUGCGCAACCGUGGGCUGUCUUGAGACCGCCCUUAAUCUAAUCAAACAGCAAAGGAUCGCAGACAGGCUUUUAGACAUUGCUCGAGAGGAAAAACUUAGAGAAGGCGAACGAAAAGGCGACGAGGUAGAAGAGCAUCAAGAAACAUGCAGCAGCCCGUUGGAAGGAAGUGAAAACGGGGAAUUGGAUGAGUUAAGAGAAAGUCUUAGAAAAGUUAAGGAGAUGAAUCAAACCGUGACGAGGCUCAUAUCUGGAGUAGAUAAACUUCCCAGGAGGCAGCAGAACGCGAGGAGGAACGAGCCACUUGAAACGAUGCACAACCUUCUGAUGGAAGUAGCUGCAUUGAAAGAGGUCAUUGAACAAAAAAUUUUAGUAUGUAUAGCGGAGAACGAAAACGUAGAAGGGUUGAGAGAAAUGACUGAAAAAGUCAGAAAGUUUAAGCAAGAUUUCUCAUAAACGUUGGUUGUCAAUAGUAGAUAAAAUAGGAGCCGAAAGCUAGGUUGGAAAGAACGUGGUUUAUGAGAUUGGGUUCUAAAUUGCCACCGGCUGUUCGCCGCGAUUGAGAAUUUUAGACUGAUUUUGAUUAGAAUUUCGCCAGCGGGCGACUAACUUGUAGUCUUUUCAAUGGUUUUCGUGUCAGUCAUCCCCUUAUCAAACAAAACGUCCGUAACAUUCUCAUUAUACUCUUUAACACUCAGCUGGACAUAAUUUAGAAGUAGGGAUAUCUUGGAGGCAAAGAAACUUUCCUUUUUUGCAUUUUAAAUUUUUCUGUUGACCAAAAUGUACCACAUUGUACGAUUGGAAAAAACAUUUUUAAUGCAACUAUGGCACUCGCGAUUUCGUGCCUUGUUUUACAGUAUUGGAACAAAAAGUGCAAGGCAGACUGAAACGUCUUCUAUGGCUAAAGUUAUUUAUAUAUGAAGCAACAACAUCUUUCAAUUCAUGUCAGUGAUGUAUAUACCUGGAGUGACGCAGGUUUGUCCAAAGCUUGAUGAGCUUUAAUGUUUUCUUGACUAUGUAGCCUUUCGACGUAGCCUAAUUAUAACUGAUAGUGGUAGAACUUUCUGGUCUUGAACAAUAAACAGUUAUUCUUUUGAUACUUAACAAUAAA
Messenger RNA from Pocillopora verrucosa, 1605 nucleotides. The record is from RefSeq and is a predicted model, not a curated record. Lineage: Eukaryota; Metazoa; Cnidaria; Anthozoa; Scleractinia; Pocilloporidae.